AUGCAAAAUAGUGUACUAUUUGUUCAAAAUGCCACACCCACCACGAUUACCACAUUCCACGAUCUUUUGUCCAAUGAAUUGCCGCAAUCGCUUGGCCCUUGGAAUUUUGAGCUCAAGAUAUUUCUGAAUAACAAAUUUUCAAGGCCUGCAAACUUUGAACCAAACCAGAUAGCCAACAGAUACCUCUACACUCUUCAAUUGUCAUAUUAUAGCAACCAAACGAUUAGUAUAAUUAAUAACUCGAAAUCCAUCAUCACAAAAAUUCCAAAUACCGGCACACUUUUCAAUGAUUCUUCAAGUCCUGAAAACUCAGCACUUAUAGAGCACAUCAAACAUGGAUGCGCCAACAAUAUGGGAACGACAAUGGAGAAUUUUGAGCGACUUAUAACGAAAAAACUUGCCAGCCUUUGGACUGUAAAGCAAACGAUCAAGGGAGAAGGAGGAUAUGGAUACAUUAUUUCUGUGCCUGGAUUGAAUGAAAACGGUCAAAAUGAAAAAUUCAGGCUGAGAACCAGUAACUGCUUUCUCCAUGGAUUAUUCAAAGGAUUUCUUAUCGAAAUAGAACACCUUGACGAUGAAAUUCAGCAAGACGAUAAUUUGGAGCGUAACGGUUUGAUUGUUAAAUUUACGAAUAGCAUCAAUAAGAUCAAAAGCUUGAUAGAUUUGUACAAGUUUCCAGAAGGCAACUUGUGCUUCAACGUUCUCAACGAGACUAAGCUGGACUAUCUAAGUGACUUAUGUCAGCAAUAUUGCGAUGCGUUGCAGUUUUAA
Molecule: messenger RNA, 771 nt
Organism: Ogataea parapolymorpha DL-1
Lineage: Eukaryota; Fungi; Ascomycota; Pichiomycetes; Pichiales; Pichiaceae
Product: Subunit of the RNA polymerase II mediator complex
Exons: 1
Coding region: 1-771 (256 amino acids)
Biological process (GO): regulation of transcription by RNA polymerase II
Cellular component (GO): mediator complex
Molecular function (GO): transcription coregulator activity
Source: RefSeq, a predicted model, not a curated record